AUGGUGACCUCGGACAAAAUCAUCCUCGGCCACCUCGCCUAUGUCCGCUAUGAACAUGAGGACCUCGCCAAAUCCAAGCAAUUCGCCGAAGACUUUAGCCUGACCGAAGUCCAAACCGACGAAGCGACAGGUAGCGAUAUGGUCAACUGUGACACCGACACAGUGCAUGCAAAGGCUGGAAAUGCUGCUGCUUGGGGACCAGGGGCCCCUGGCUUCAAGGCCAAGCAGAAACCUGUCCAAGCGUAG
Messenger RNA from Talaromyces rugulosus, 246 nucleotides. RefSeq lists its product as uncharacterized. The transcript has 2 exons. Bases 1 to 246 code for a protein of 81 amino acids. NCBI's taxonomy places the organism in Eukaryota, Fungi, Ascomycota, Eurotiomycetes, Eurotiales, Trichocomaceae. The record is from RefSeq and is a predicted model, not a curated record.